Molecule: messenger RNA, 1377 nt
Organism: Funneliformis mosseae
Lineage: Eukaryota; Fungi; Glomeromycota; Glomeromycetes; Glomerales; Glomeraceae
Source: the annotation of a GenBank genome assembly
AUGCAAAUCUUCGUAAAAACUCUUACUGGUAAGACCAUCACUCUUGAGGUCGAGUCUUCCGAUACUAUAGACCAGGUCAAGGCUAAAAUCCAGGACAAAGAAGGUAUUCCUCCAGAUCAGCAACGUUUGAUCUUCGCUGGCAAGCAGUUGGAAGAUGGUCGUACUUUGAACGAUUACAACAUUCAAAAAGAGUCAACACUUCACCUCGUUCUCCGUUUAAGAGGUGGUGGCAUGCAAAUUUUCGUUAAGACACUUACUGGAAAAACUAUUACCCUUGAAGUCGAAUCUGCUGAUACAAUUGAACAAGUUAAAACAAAGAUUCAAGAUAAGGAAGGCAUUCCCCCAGAUCAGCAACGUUUAAUCUUUGCUGGUAAACAAUUGGAAGACGGUCGUACUUUGGCAGAUUACAAUAUUCAAAAGGAAUCAACUCUCCAUCUCGUUCUUCGACUUCGUGGUGGAAUGCAAAUUUUCGUCAAAACUCUCACCGGUAAAACUAUUACCCUUGAAGUUGAAUCGACAGACACAGUUGAUCAGGUUAAGGCCAAAAUUCAAGAUAAGGAAGGUAUCCCUCCGGACCAACAACGUUUGAUCUUUGCUGGAAAACAAUUAGAGGAUGGUCGUACCUUGGGAGAUUAUAAUAUUCAGAAGGAGUCGACUCUCCAUCUCGUUCUUCGUCUUCGUGGUGGAAUGCAAAUAUUCGUCAAAACUCUCACCGGCAAAACCAUUACUCUCGAAGUUGAAUCGACAGAUACAAUUGAUCAAGUUAAGGCCAAAAUUCAAGACAAAGAAGGUAUCCCUCCGGAUCAGCAACGUUUGAUCUUUGCCGGAAAACAAUUGGAAGACGGUCGUACCUUGGGAGAUUAUAAUAUUCAGAAGGAGUCGACUCUCCAUCUCGUACUUCGACUUCGUGGUGGAAUGCAAAUUUUCGUUAAAACUCUCACCGGUAAAACCAUUACUCUCGAAGUUGAAUCGACAGACACAAUUGAUCAGGUUAAGGCCAAAAUUCAAGACAAAGAAGGUAUCCCUCCGGACCAACAACGUUUGAUCUUUGCUGGAAAACAAUUAGAGGAUGGUCGUACCUUGGGUGAUUAUAAUAUCCAGAAGGAGUCGACUCUCCAUCUCGUUCUUCGACUUCGUGGAGGUAUGCAAAUUUUCGUCAAGACCCUAACUGGAAAAACAAUUACCCUUGAAGUUGAAUCUUCUGAUACAAUUGAUCAAGUUAAGGCUAAAAUUCAAGAUAAGGAAGGUAUCCCUCCCGAUCAACAAAGAUUGAUUUUUGCAGGAAAACAAUUAGAAGAUGGACGUACUUUGGGCGACUAUAAUAUUCAAAAAGAAUCUACACUCCAUCUUGUUCUCCGUCUCCGAGGUGGACAAUAG